UAAAAAUAUAUAAGUGAUUUUAUAUCUCACAUUUGGACAUUUCGCUUCUGAACAUAAGGUAUUUUUUCUGACUCUUACAGGAAUGAUUUACAUAGACUUAUGUUGACAGUUACCUACUAAAUGUAUAUGUCUUUAUAAAUGUGAAACUAAACUAAACUAAACUAACUAACUAAUGAAUACAGUAAAAACAUGUUAGGUUAACUGAGAGCUUUUGCCGUUGUUUCAUUAUAGAAUUUAAAACUCUACAUAUAAACUCCGGAACGUACGUGCUAUGACAGUUUAACCCUACCUAAGGUUUACGUAACUUUAAUUGCUUUAUAUCAAAACUGAGUCAUUUUUUCUUGUUAAAGAACCGGUCUACGUGGUCUAGUAACAGGAAUUUGGUGAACUGGAAAUGUAUUUUGAUAUAUAUCUAGUUUGCUUAAUACAAGUGAAGAUAUAUUAUUUUGCAUAAUAAUAUCAACAAACACGAAUAAUCAUCAUACAGUGAAAAGAUUAAUAUUUGUCCAUAAUAUUUGUAAGUAAAGCAAAUAUUCGUUGUAAAUCGUGCUUACUAGUCUAUCAAGCUUGUAAGCAAUCGUGCUUACUAGUACUGUUUUAUGUAUUUGUGUAUUUUUGUCCUGACAGUUUUUAAAAUUGUGUACUCAUUUCCUCAAAUGCUUGCAAUGGGGAAAGACAAGACCCCUCUUGUUAGUUAGUGGCAGCAGAUACCGAGAAGUGCCGGUACUCUGAAGAGAAAAACCAAGAGGUGCUGGUAUUGGGGAUCAGGCUACUUAAGGGACUGGUGUUAUGGAGUGUUUGAAGAACCAAAAGUAUUGGUGUGUGUUGGUGGUUGCUCUCUUCACAAUAAGGUGGACCAGUGGAGCCAAAGAUGAUGACAAGCCUAACUUUGUCCUUAUAAUGGUUGAUGAUUUGGGCAUAGGGGACGUUGGGUCCUAUGGGAAUGACACUAUCAGGACCCCUAACAUUGACCAGCUGGCUCAGGAGGGAGUGAAGCUGACCCAGCACAUUGCUGCCGCUCCCCUCUGCACCCCCAGCAGAACAGCCUUCAUGACAGGACGAUACGCUCUUCGGUCAGGACUGGGCAGUACUGGACGUGUGCCGGUCAUUCUAUUCCUGGGUGGAGCAGGAGGUCUUCCUUCCAACGAGACCACGUUCGCUAAGAUCCUACAGAAACAGGGUUACACUACAGGGAUUGUAGGAAAAUGGCACCUUGGUGUAAACUGUGAGAGCAGGAAUGACCACUGCCACCACCCUAACAACCAUGGAUUUGACUACUUCUACGGUCUUCCUUUCACAAAUUUCAAUGACUGUAAACCGGGUGAGGAGACAGCUGUGUUGGCCGACCUGCAGGUGGUGCUGUGGAAUGUGUCAAUGUUGCUGGGUCUGGCCAUCCUCACUCUGGUAGGAGUGUGGCUCCUUGGUCUCCUGGAGGUCAACCAGAAGCUGUUCGUCAUGCUCAUGCUCAUCUACUUCCUGGCACUGGCGGUCUGGUACGUGCCCUUUAAACAUCUGCAGACCUGGAACUGCAUCAUCAUGAGGAACGAGCUGGUGGUCGAGCAGCCAAUCAACCUAGACACUCUGUCACACCGCAUUAUGAAUGAGGCCGAGCAGUUUCUGGAAAGAAACCAGCAGAACCCCUUUCUUCUGUUCCUGUCUCUGGUGCACGUUCACACGCCACUGUUUAUGUCCAAAAACUUUGUGGGGAAGAGCAAACAUGGACUUUACGGUGACAAUGUGGAGGAAGUAGAUUGGAUGACAGGUAGAAUUGUGGAAACUGUUGAGAAACUUAACCUCUCCAGGAAGACACUAAUAUAUUUCACUUCUGAUCAUGGAGGACAUAUAGAGGUGUCAGAUCACCGUGGCCAAAAGGGAGGCUGGAAUGGCAUUUACAAAGGAGGCAAAGGUAUGGGCGGCUGGGAAGGCGGGAUCCGCGUGCCGGGCCUCUUCCGCUGGCCGGGCCGCCUGCCUGCCGGAGAGGUGAUCGAUGAGCCUACCAGCCUCAUGGACGUCUUUCCCACGGUGGUUGGCCUGGCAGGGGGGGAGCUACCAAGAGACAGAUUCCUGGACGGCCACGACCUGAUGCCCCUCAUGGAAGGGCGAGUCCGGAGAUCCAAGCACGAGUUCAUGUUCCACUACUGCGGAGCGUACCUGAACGCUGUGCGCUGGCACCCCCGAGACAGUGAUGCGGUUUUCAAAGUUCACUUCUUCACACCCAACUUUUGGCCCCCGGGGGCUGGAGGCUGUUACAACACCAAGCUCUGCUUCUGUCACGAGAAGUUUGUCACCCAGCACAACCCCCCACUGCUGUUCGACUUGGCCCAGGACCCAUCUGAGAGCAGGCCCCUGACGCCAGACACGGAGCCCCGCUAUGCGGAGGUGCUGCAGAGGGUCCGGGAGGCAGUGGAGGAACACAGCCGAACACUCAGUCUGGUCCCCAACCAGCUGAGCUGGAGCAACGUGCUGUGGAGGCCCUGGCUACAGCCCUGCUGUGGAACCUUCCCGUUCUGCUCUUGCUCGGAGCCCAAUGUUACCAUGACAUGAGGCUCCUGAGGAACCCAACUGACAGGAGGAUCUUGAGGAACCCUGCAUCACUGUGCUGUGGGGCUUCCGACGAACGAAAGAGCAUCCCAGUGCAGAUUCCCCAAAAUGAGAAUGGAUGUUCAAAACUGUUACCUCAGACAUGUCAAGGCAAUACAAGAUGGGUUGUCACACAGCAUUGCAGCUCUUUUAUCUGUGGUGCUUGGUGUCAGCAGACUGUUAAUGGUAAGCCAAUCUGCUUCAGCAGAAAAAAGGAACACAAUACAAAUUAAAUGAUACAAGAAUAAGAAGUACACUAGUUCAGAAUUAAAAUAAGGCUGCAUUUGGCAAUUGCGUUUACAAUUUUCUGUCAGUGUUUUUGUGAGAUUCUUUGCCUAGUUCUUCAGUCUUUCUCCAGCGACAAUACAAACUACUGUACGCCCUUCAUUCCACAUGGUGGCACUAUUUACCCAUAAAAAUUCACAUUCAUUUUGUCUGCUUAGUAUUCAUUUGUGGUUUUAAAGACGAUGAUGCACACCUUUUCUCAAGGACAAGCUGAGCUUGUAUUAUAGCUAAUGUCCGUUGAAUAUGUUGUGCAUAUUCUUAAUUUAGUCAAUUACUCACUGUUCUCUUUAGUGUGCUUGAACGGUCUACUUAUAUUAAAUGUAUUUACAUAGCAA
Brienomyrus brachyistius is the source of this 3200-nucleotide messenger RNA. RefSeq names its product arylsulfatase H (gene arsh). The transcript is spliced from 11 exons. Lineage: Eukaryota; Metazoa; Chordata; Actinopteri; Osteoglossiformes; Mormyridae. The record is from RefSeq and is a predicted model, not a curated record. Gene Ontology annotation, molecular function: arylsulfatase activity. The coding region runs from base 790 to 2544 and encodes 584 amino acids.